GUGCACAAAGGCAGGCUUAUCGCGAUAAGAAAGCAUCUGGAAAUUUGACUCCAGUGAGGGACCGAUAUCGUCAGCGAGCACCUCAGUAUCGUGCCGACGGAAUCCACAGCCGGCUUCGCCAGUGUCCUUCUUGCCAGUUUCAAGUUGUUGAGACUGCUUGGUUUCUUGUCCAACUGAAAAGCCCACUGGAGGCAGCGUCAAGGCCAAUGCGCUCAUAGUGCUUCUGAAUAUAUACCACCACAAAGCUUCCACACAUGGCAGAAUCAACACCACCAGCGCAGCCGGCGGCUGAGGUGGCCGAGAAAGCUGCCAAAGCUCCCGAAAGAAACCGGGCCCUCCGCAUGCUGGGCCUCCCCGCCCUCCCAAAGAAGCUCCCUUCCCGAAACUGGAUGAUCUUCUGGACCCUUUCCACCGCCAUAACUGCCGGCAUCAUCUACGACAAACGCGAGAAGAAACGAGCCAUCGCGAAAUGGAGACACGCCGUCGAGCACCUCGCCAAGGAGCCCUUGCCUAGCCACAAUGCCCUCUCCGAGCUCCGCAAGAUCACCAUCUAUCUCUCCGCCCCCCCCGGCGACGGCCUCCGCACCGCCCAAGACCACUACACCGAGUAUGUCAAGCCCAUCCUCGCCGCCUCCGGCCUCGACUGGGAGUUUGUCCAAGGCCGACGAGACGGCGACGUCCGCGCCUACACUGCCGAGAAGAUCCGCCGCCACCGCAAGCAAGUCGACUCCGGCGAGGUUGAGCCCGAGCUCCCUGACGAGCCCACAAAGGAGGAAAUCAUCGCUGCUCACCGCAAGAUCCGCGGGAUUAAAGACUACGACGGUAUCAAAGGCGACAUCGUCAUUGGCAGGCACACAUGGAAGGAAUACCUCAGAGGAUUACACGAAGGCUGGCUCGGUCCCUUAACCGCCCCUCCACUCCCCAUCCCAGAACCACUCCCCACAGCCGAAUCCGACAGCGAGAAGUCAGAAGAGGACAAGAAGAAGGAAGAGGAGGAAAAGAAGAAAGAGGAGGAAUCCAAACCCAAGCGACCGCCUCAACCCCGCCCCUACAACACACCAGCCGAUUACCCCUCCUCCCCCCUCCCAUCUUCCAUCCCCAAUGAAUUCUCCCCCGUCGCUCCGGUGAGGGAACCUCACCUGUUAGGCUUCCUCUCCACGCCAACCCGUCUGUACCGUUUCUUCAACCGCCGGCACCUCGCCGAUGAAAUCGGCCGUGAUGUCGCCGCAGUCUGCCUGGCUCACUACCGCUAUUUCUCUGAACAAUCGGGAGAGGAUCAGAAAUACGAGCAAGAAGAGGUGUUGGCCUUUGAGGAGAAGGACUGGAUCAAAUCUCUCUGGAAAGAGGCUGGGGAUGAACCUGAGCAUGUCAAGGAGCGGGAAAAGGCUGGUAUCACAGAGGUUGUCAGGGCCAGGCCGCUUGUUCUGGACCCUAGAAUCGCCGAGCGGAUGAGGAGGUUCGAGUUGUCAAAGGAGGAUGUGGAGAGGGUGGCCAAGAUUGUGGUACCUGAGGAGGAGAUUGAGGGUUGGACAAAGGGGAAGUUUAGGCAGUUGUAUCGAUGGGGAAAGGGGAAGGUUAUGGGAGAGGAAAAGAGGAGUAAUGUUGAGGAUGUGGACUAAUGUUUGAUGACCAGACUCAAUGCUGGAGGGAGGACGUAUUGUACCUAGCGUGUAACAUUAGCUUUUGUGGGGAGUUGUGUAUACUAUGGUGUCAUGGCGAUACAUACCUGAUGGGGAAAACGGCUAUAGAUUUGAGGAGGAUGUUAUUUGGAAGGCAAGACAGGACAGACAGCAUUUGGGCGGCGGUUUGGGGGGGCCUUUGGGUUGUUUGGCUUUGGUUGGUGUUGGUGUUAUUGCGAUGUUAAACCCCCUUCAAUGCUACAAGAUACGUACAGCACCACUUCUUCUCCCGAUUGUAUUCCAGUUAUCCAUUCAUACUGAAACGUGGUGCUGCUUAAUUUAGGCAGGGCCAACUUAGUGUCGUGUAUGGCAACGAGUUGGGGCUCUUGUUGGUCUGUUUUUGGGUUUUGUAGCGCCAUGGCACGUGGCACAUGGGGCUGCUGUCCGUCAGUGUGAUGUUGCGAAGACCCCAGAUCGUGUCAUCCCCAACCGCCGAUGUAGGCGUACGCAGAGCUGAGUCUUGAGAAACCUCAAAUUGACCUCUCACUCAUCGCUAUCAGAGCCAUAAUCCACCAGACCACCAGCCGCCUUCUUGGCCGAAACCGCUGGCGCUUCUGCUGGUUUUGGAACUGAAGCGGCUGCUGCAGCCUUGUCCACCACCACCUCUGUCGCCUUCUUAUCGCCACCAGAGCCACCACCCGGCUUCCCGGCCGGCGACCCUUCAGUAUCAUCCAUCUUCUCCUCCCUCUUAACCUUCUUGACCAACAACCUCCUCCCCUCCGCCCUCCGCUUCCUCCUCCUCCCCCCCUCCCCCCCAAAAUCCCACCCCUCCACCUCCACCUCCUCCUCCUCACCCUCCCCCUUCUCCCUAGACGAUUUGAUCUCCCUAAACGCCCUCAACCCUUCCUCCUCCUCCCUCCUCCUCCUUUCCUCCUCCUCCCUCCUCCGGCGCUCAACCUCAUCCAGAAAAUCAAUCUCGUCCUCAUCCAAAGCCCUAAACUGAUUCUUCAGCUUGUUCUUCUCCUCAAACUCGGCCUGCUUGGCCGCUUUGUUCGCCUGGAGAACCUCGUACAGGCUCUUCUCCCCUCCCUCCUGCGCUUGCUUCGCCUGGAGGAUCCGUCUCUGGCGGUCGGAUUCCAGCUGCUGGGUGACUUCUGCCCAUUCCUUUGACUUUUGGCUCACGGGUAGUGGCUGCUGCUGUUGGGAGUCGGAUGGGCCGGCGUGUUCGGUGGUGGCUUCGCCCGUGGUGGCGUCUAUUGAGCCGGCUGAGACGAAGCGGGAGGACAUGAUGGAGGGUGAAGUUGCGGUGAGAAAAAGAUGAAGUUAGUAUGAAUUGGGAUGUAAUGUUAAACAACUGAAUUGAAAAACAACAGCAGCUUCCAGAAU
Podospora bellae-mahoneyi is the source of this 3005-nucleotide messenger RNA. It is a transcript of the gene TIM54, whose product is annotated as mitochondrial import inner membrane translocase subunit tim54. NCBI's taxonomy places the organism in Eukaryota, Fungi, Ascomycota, Sordariomycetes, Sordariales, Podosporaceae. The transcript is spliced from 2 exons. The record is from RefSeq and is a predicted model, not a curated record. Gene Ontology annotation, cellular component: membrane; intracellular membrane-bounded organelle; cytoplasm. Bases 255 to 1619 code for a protein of 454 amino acids. Gene Ontology annotation, biological process: phosphorylation; sphingosine biosynthetic process.